CAUAAUUAGUAACAUUAAUUUGUUUGUACAUAAUUGUUAAAUGAAUAAAUAAACAAAUGAAUAAUUAAGUAUAUACGUUACCCUCAAGGCGCGAGUUCUACUUGCGCUUGUCCGAUGUUUUAUAACAUUUGUAUCAAGCGAGCUAACAUCCUACCUUUCACAACCAUUCUGCCUUGCUGACCGCAAUUUCCGUUAAACUUACAAGACUAGUCUUAGAUUCUAUUUAAAAAAAAAAAAGAAUCUAAGACCAGAUAAAAUAUUUGGCCGAGAUUAAUUGAAAAUAUGUGCUCACUUUUUGAAGUUAUACUUCUUUUGAGGCGUUUGAGAAAAAUGAUGAGAGUGAUUUUUUUACGAUGCGCCCGCACACCGACAUAUAUAAACGACACCAUGAAGUUGUUACGAUGCGCGCUGUGAAAUCCGCACGCGGUAAAAGUGAAACCUUCAAAUGAAAUGAAUUAUAAAUCUAAAAUAUUUCAGAGCAAAUGAUUUAUUUAAACCACAAAAUAAAAUAUACGAUUAAAGUUUAAAUGAUAAUAAUAAUGCUAUUAUUAUGCUUAUUAAUAUUAUAAUACCCAUAUUCAAUUAUUAGCCUGGAGGUAGACUGGUAGAGAAUGCCCUGUUGCAUUAAGUCCGCCUUUUUGUACUUGGUGUGCAAAUAAAGCAUAAAUAAAUAAAUGUUUAUAGCCUAUACCAAGGGUCACCAAAAGGCGGACCGCGGUUCGCAUCCGGACCGGCGUACGUAUUUUGAAACAGAACAAUCUAAGAACAUCAAUAUUAAAAUUAUUAAUUAUUUAUAAUAAUUUCUUCUGUUUUAAAACACAAAACUUCGGGAGUUAUUUGCCAAGAAUUUUGGAUAAAAUUAGUGUGUGGUAUAGAUAACCAGAACUAAAAGGGCUUUGAAACUUUGUACAAUGUUUGGAUCAUUAACAUAUUUUAUUUGUGAAGCAGAGAUCUCCAAGAUGAACUUCAUUAAAAAUAAAUUUCAAUCUCGUCUUACCGAUGACCAUCUCCAAGAUUGAAUGACAAUAGCUUACACCAACUUAAUUCCAUACUUCAGACAGAUUAUUCAAAUUAAAAAAUGCCAUUGCAUUGUCGCCUUAAUAUUGGGUACUUUGUUAUUUUUAAUUAGAUGUAUUCUUAAUAAAAAAAAUAUUCCGAUUUCUUUUUGUUUAAUUUGUUAAUUGACAUUUUAAAUCUUGGUUGCUAGUAAUCAUCUAGCAAUCGGACCAGGACAGAUUUAUAUUUUUUUAAACGGACCCGCAAUUGAACUAAUUGGUGAUACCCGACCUAUACUAUUCAUCAUGAAUCUGGCUAUCCCACACAAAAUGAAAUUUAUCUAAUCGGACUGGUAGUUGCGGAGAUUAGCGAGUUUAAAUAAACUAAAAACCUCUUUCGUUUUAUUAUAUUCGUGUAUAUCUAUCUCAUUCUCUCGCAGGCUAAAUCAUAUAGAUGUAUGUCUGUCUCUUUUUAGUGUCGCUUUUUCCUUUCAUCGUGUUUCAAAUCACAACGAUACUAAGAAAGUUUCACUUCAAUAAUGUCUUAAGACAAUUGUUAUUCGUUGUGACUUCAUUUACAGAUAUUUCAAGAAACUCACGGAGCAGGAAGGCCGCAACCAGCAUUGCGAUCGAUCGCACUCGCGUCGACGCUCGUACAGUCGGUCCCAUACGCGAUCUAGAUCGCGUUCACGUUCACGUUCAAGGCCGCGUCGUCGUUCGUACAGUCGCUCCAGGUCCAGAAGUAGACGUUCCAGAAGUAGACGCUCUAGAAGCAGAAGCCGAAGCAGACGUUCAAGUUCUAGAAGCAGAAGAUCAAAAUCGUACCACAGUCGGUCUAGGUCUCGAAAACGGUCUAGAUCGCGCAGCCGCCGAUCCAGAACAAAGUCCCGUUCUAAGACCAGACAUCGUACUACCAGUCCCAAAGAGACGAGCGAGCACAAAGGCAGAAGUAAUGAGGAUGGUAACCAGUUGGUUACGCCACAGAUAAGAAGGGACAGGUCCAAGAGUUGGUCUCUACCCAAAGAUGUGGAACCACGCAAGUCUUGGUCGAAAAGUCCGAAAAACGACUAAAAGUGCUUAAUUAAUAAGGAUUAUAUUCAUAGUAAUAAAUAUAUUAUUUAUUU
Messenger RNA from Parnassius mnemosyne (clouded apollo), 2119 nucleotides. NCBI's taxonomy places the organism in Eukaryota, Metazoa, Arthropoda, Insecta, Lepidoptera, Papilionidae. The record is from the annotation of a GenBank genome assembly.